Messenger RNA from Cylas formicarius (sweet potato weevil), 1729 nucleotides. RefSeq names its product endoglucanase E-4-like. The transcript is spliced from 7 exons. Gene Ontology annotation, biological process: carbohydrate metabolic process. The record is from RefSeq and is a predicted model, not a curated record. Lineage: Eukaryota; Metazoa; Arthropoda; Insecta; Coleoptera; Brentidae. Gene Ontology annotation, molecular function: hydrolase activity, hydrolyzing O-glycosyl compounds. Bases 139 to 1530 code for a protein of 463 amino acids.
CGCAAAUGAAUUUAGUCAAUCUCGCGGCGUUUUUUGUGCGGACGAUGAGCGUCGAGUAAUGUAAAUAUUGAUAUGUACUGCCUCGACCGUGAUAAUGAAAUGAGAAUCGGGUGCUGAAUUUUCCGACUUUUUUCUAAGAUGUCGCUGCUAAACGCCGCCCACGCCUUCGUGUGGUUUCUGUGCGUGUUCUGCAUUGCGGCCCGUGUCAACAUCAAACCGGAUUACAGGCUGGCGAUUAAGUACUCGCUGCUGUUCUACGAGGCUCAGCGGUCUGGAAAAUUACCACCGGAUAAUAGGAUAAAAUGGCGAGGUGAUUCCGCGACGAACGACGCUGGUGCAAACGGAGAAGAUCUGAGCGGGGGAUAUUACGACGGUAGCGAUUAUGUAAAAUUCAGUUACACGAUGGCAUAUACCAUGACGAUCCUUUCAUGGGGACUUCUGGCAUACGAAAACACUUACAAAAAUAUAAGUCUUUACAACGACACCCUGGACGCAAUAAAGUGGGGCACCGACUAUUUCCUCAAAUGUCACGUGUCGUCUCACGAACUCUACGGACAGGUGGGCGACUUCACAUCGGACCACGCUUACUGGGGUCGCCCGGAGGAAAUGACCAUGGACAGGCCUGCGUUUAAAAUCGACGAACUGCAUCCAGGUACCGACCUCGCAGGUCAAGUGUCAUCGGCGUUGUCAUCGGCCAGUAUCGUCUUCCGGCAUAUUAACCAGACUUACGCGCAACUGCUUCUGAACCACUCGUUAGAAUUGUACGACUUUGCGAAGGAGUUUCGAGGAUUAUCUGUCGACGUGUUGCCCGGAGCAAAGGAAUAUUACAAGUUUACCUCUUACGGAGAUGAAUUAACAUGGGCCGCCAUUUGGCUGUACAAAGCUACAGCGUCGGAGAGAUUCCUGAGAGAGGCCGAGGAUUUCUUCAACCAGUUCUUGUACACGAAAAAAGUAACGAAUAUGUUCUUCUACAAUGACCUCACAAUCGGCAAUAAGCUUUUGCUUGCCGAAAGCACGGGCAACCCAGCUUACUCGCAUCCCGUGAGAGAUUUUUGCGAAAAAGCGGUGGGAGACGAACUGAAAACACCGAAAGGGCUGAUAUUCGUCAACAAAAUCGGGACCUUGUCUCACGCAACCAACAUUGCUUUCGUGUGCCUCGUAGCUGCCGAAUUAUCCGAUUUCCCGAAGGAAAAAUACGUCGAUUUCGCGAAAACUCAGAUCGACUACAUUUUGGGAUCGACGGGACGCAGUUACGUAGUAGGAUACGGGGUUGAUUAUCCUAAAAAACCCCUGCAUGCCGCAAGUUCGUGUCCAGAUCGGCCAGCUGCGUGCGGCUGGGAGUUCAUCCACUCGUCCGAGCCCAACCCCCAAAUUCUUUACGGAGCUUUGGUGAGCGGACCGGAUGGGAACGAUUACUACGAAGACCUGAGGGAAGACUUUCUGUACAACGAAGUGGGAUUGGACUUCAACUCCGGAUUUCAGAACGUUUUGGUUGGUUUAGUUCACCACAAAGUUCAGGAAGAAAAGUGAAUGCCAGUGUAAAAAUUGAUUGGUGGAAGGCAUAACCUAAAUUGAACGUUAAUGGCAAUUCAUUUCACGAUCUAUGAAACGCACUGGUUUCGAAAUUCGUUAAGUCUAAGGAAAGAAUUUAUGAAAACAGGGUUGUAUCAAUUGAAAAUUUUGAUAUUAUAAGGACACUAUUAGUUAAAGUCGUAUAAACAUUAAACAA